AUGGCUGAGGAAGACUCUCGACGAUACCGUUACAUCCACUAUGUUGUCGAUCACUGCCUAGCCAACUGGGUCGUCACUGAUCCCAAUCGAGUGUCGCCUGAAAAAAGGCACAGAAAUUACCAGGCCGCAACCGAGACGCCGUAUGUGUAUCUAUGUGGAGGCAGAUCAUUCUUGGUCAAAAAGAACCCGUAUGGAUUGGCGAUCGGGUUGACUCUCAUCACGGCCGGGAUUUUGUAUUGGGUCUUCGAAGCUCCAUGGGCAUGGCAUCACCAGAGCCCUGCUGUCGUCAUUAUAUUCUCUUACUUAUGGGUCUUGACGCUCUGCUUUCUAGUGAAGGCUUCAACCAGUGAUCCUGGGCUUCAGCCAAAAAAUAUUCACUUGCCCUUCGAUAGCACCAAAUUGCUCCUGGAGUCCGGGCCAGAUGAGUAUUUUGAUACAAUCUCGUUGCCUUACUAUUCAAACCGUACCGUAGGCGCUAGUGUUAAGUAUUGUGCAACGUGCCACAUAUGGAGAACUCCUCGAAUGAGCCACUGCCUGGUGUGCAAUGUGUGUGUGCAAAACCAUGAUCAUCAUUGCGUGUACAUCAAUAAUUGCGUUGGGGCGGGGAAUUACCGUUUCUUCCUUUGGUUCCUCCUCACCACGGUGAUCACCUGUUUCUAUCUUGGGACUUUCAUGUUUUUGCGAUGUUCCCGAUAUCGGAGAAUGGAAGGGUACGAAUCUUUUGCAGAUUUCGUGAAGCACAGCCCAGUCUCGCUUUUGCUAGGUCUUCUCUCGUGUGUGGGCGUGAUCUAUCCGUUACUUCUCCUACUAUUCCACACCUAUUUGACGGCAAAUAAUAUCACAACCCGCGAAUAUUUGAAUAAUGCUCGAGGAAAUCCAGACUAUGUGAAUGUGUUCGAUACCCAUUCUAUUCUCAAAAAUCUAGCCAUCAAUUGGCUCGCAUCGCCAUACAAAAAUAAAGUAUAUCAUCCUCGCGAUACAAUCAGAGAAGAUUUAAGCACCAUGAUAUUGCCACCCCUCUCGUCGUUCAAGAUCUCUAGAUUUGCUACAAAUAACUAA
Molecule: messenger RNA, 1059 nt
Organism: Australozyma saopauloensis
Lineage: Eukaryota; Fungi; Ascomycota; Pichiomycetes; Serinales; Metschnikowiaceae
Product: palmitoyltransferase
Exons: 1
Coding region: 1-1059 (352 amino acids)
Biological process (GO): protein targeting to membrane; peptidyl-L-cysteine S-palmitoylation
Cellular component (GO): endoplasmic reticulum; Golgi apparatus
Molecular function (GO): protein-cysteine S-palmitoyltransferase activity
Source: RefSeq, a predicted model, not a curated record